AUGAAGACCAGUCUCAGCAAUCAGACUGUCGACAUUCCAGAAAAUGUCAACAUCAUUCUGAAGGGAUGCACUGUUAUUGGGAAGGGCCCCAGAGGAACCCUGCACAGGGGCUUCAGUCACAUCAAUGUAGAACUCAGUCUCCUUGGAAAGAAAAAGAAGAGGCUCUGAGCUGACAAAUGGUGGGAAAAAGAAAAGAACUGGCUACCGUUGGCACUACCAGUAGUUGUGUGCAGAACACGGAUCAGGGGGGUUACACUGGGCUUCCAUUACAAGAUGAGGCCUGUGUAUACUCACUUCCCCAUCAACGCUGUUAUUCUGGAGAAUGGCUCUCCUGUUGAAAUCCAAAACUCCUUGAGUGAAAAAUACAUCCACAGGGCUCAGGUGAGAUCAGGCGUUCCUUGUUCGGUAUCUCAAGCCCAGAAAGAUGAAUUAAUUCUUGAAGGAAAUGACACUGAACUUGUAUCAAACCCAGCUGCUUCGAUUCAGCAAGCCACAACAGUUAAAGACAAGGAUGUCGGGAAAGUUUUGGAUGUUAUCUGUGUUUCCGAAGAAGGAAUAGUUCCGCAGACUGAUGAAUAA
This is a messenger RNA of Canis lupus familiaris (dog), 579 nucleotides long. Its product is annotated as 60S ribosomal protein L9-like. The transcript has a single exon. The record is from RefSeq and is a predicted model, not a curated record. Gene Ontology annotation, biological process: cytoplasmic translation. Lineage: Eukaryota; Metazoa; Chordata; Mammalia; Carnivora; Canidae. Gene Ontology annotation, molecular function: rRNA binding; structural constituent of ribosome. Gene Ontology annotation, cellular component: ribosome; cytosolic large ribosomal subunit.